CUUGUGUUGUGUCAGCUCUUCUGCGUCCACUCUGCUGCUUGCCCGUGUCCGCCUCACAUGUUGACUUAGUGUUGCAAGUCUUUAUGUGACGUCUAUGUCGCACAUUAUUCCGCUAACUGCUCGCUAUUCGCUCUCGUCACUCGCGCUAAGCAGCUAGCACUCGGCUAGCAAGUAAGACGUAGUAAAAAGCUGCUCGUUGUCGGCUAAAGCGGGUGUAAAUGUGCUGGCCGCCACGACACAUUCCACCAACGUCAUGGUUGCUUAACGCUUCUUUUAAAAGCCAAUUCUUUUGUCUUUGCCUGGCUUUGCAUGGAGAGCCUGUCCUUUUUGCCUUUGUCCCGCCCCCGCCCGGCCUCCAUUGGACACUUUGCCCGUCGCUCAUUUCUUGGCGGCCGUUGAUUGGCUGCUGCCGUCGAGAACAAGUGCCUUCAACGUGGCCUUGUCAAAACAGGCUAGUGUCGAAUAAAACCACCAAGCACGACGAAGACGUCAAUCACUGUUUAUGGCCAUGGACCCUCCUGGAAGACAGGCGGAGCGUCUUCGAAGGGAGGAGGCCUACUAUCACUUCAUCAAUGAGCUGAGCGAGGACGAGUAUCGGCUCAUGAGGGACAGCAACCUGCUGGGGACCCCCGGGGAGGUGACCGCCGAGGAGCUCCAGCAGCGUCUCGACGGCGCAAAGGAGCGUGAGUCGUCUCAGCCCAGCAGCGAGCGGCGCUUGCCUGCCGCUGAGCCGCCGGCACAGCAGGGCGGCAGCGGAGAGGAGAGGGGGUCCACGGGGAGACAAGCAGCAGGGGCCCUGGGAGAGCCAGAGACCUCCAACGGAGACUCCUUACUGGAGUGGCUCAACACCUUCAGGCGCACUGGCAACGCCACCCGCAGCGGGCAGAGCGGCAACCAGACGUGGCGCGCUGUCAGCCGAACCAACCCCAACAGCGGGGAGUUCCGCUUCAGCCUGGAGAUCAACAUCAACCACGACCAUCCUGAAGCGGGAGAGCACGCUGACACUUUGGACUCCGCCGAGCAACAUCCCGCCGCCGCUCCCAGCGCACCGUCCCAGCGACUCUCUGCGUUUAGCACGCCUCGGCCGGCGCCGUACCCCUCCCCCCGACCCGCCCUCAGCAGGAGGAUGCAGCCGCGCCGCACACGCAGCAGCACACUUCCUGUCAGACCGCCUGCACUUGUGGCUUCUCCGCCUCCCACUCACGAUCCAUCAGCACCUUCUCCGCACGGAGCCCCUGAUGCGGGCCUGGCGCAGGGCCGCGAUGACGUGACCUUAUCUCUGGACUGUCCCCGGGUGUCGCCGCAGUCCGGCUCCGAGGCCCCCGCCACGGAGCAAGACUCCCGCAGGACUCGAACACGAGGACGUUCACGCAGGGCCGCGUCACGGCGCAGUCGUUCCCCCCUGCACAGGAGCCCCGUCACCACGUCCACGUCCACAUCAAGCGUCCGCAUCGUCAACAUCGCAAGCGGCGCCGGAUCCGUCUCCGUGGAGACCGCGGCAGAACCCGCGGCGGAAACGGAGCCGGCUGGCGAGCGUGAGAACGAAUCCCAUUCCAGCGCGUCGGGAGCUUCAUCCGUCCGCCGGCACCCGACCAUCAUGUUGGACCUGCAGGUGAGAAGGAUCCGACCCGGAGAAAACCGAGACCGGGACAGCAUCGCUAGCAGGACUCGCUCUCGAGCCCGGGUGGCUGAGAACACGGUGACGUUUGAAAGCGACAGCGGCGGGUUCAGGCGCACCAUCUCCAGGUCGGAGCGGGCGGGGAUCCGCACCUACGUCAGCACCAUCCGCAUCCCGCUGCGGCGCAUCAGCGAGACCGGCCUGGGGGAGCCCAACUCCACCGCGCUGCGCUCCAUCCUGCGGCAGAUCAUGACCGGCUUCGGAGAGCUGAGCUCGCUCAUGGAGACGGAGGCGGAGUCUGAGAGCGUGGCCCCGAGUCACAUGGACGUCAGCGUGACCAACAGCGGCGCCACUCACGAGAACGCCUCCGUCCAGGUGGGCUCGGGCGGGCUGGACCCCGAGAGGGUGGGGCCGGCGGGGGCCGAGGAGGAGCAGGAGGGCCAGGCCAGGCUCGGGGGGGGCCAGGUGAGCGCCCCCACCAGCAGAGACACCAACAACCUGGUGGAGAACGGCACCCUGCCCAUCCUGCGGCUGGCGCAGUUCUUCCUGCUGAACGACGAAGAGGACGACGAGCACCCUCGCGGUCUGACCAAGGAGCAGAUCGACCAUCUGGCCACGCGCUCCUACGGCCAGGCCAGCCUGGAGGGCGAGGCGGGGCGCGCCUGCAGCGUGUGCAUCAACGAGUACGCCCAGGGCAACAAGCUGCGCCGCCUGCCCUGUUCACACGAGUUCCACAUCCACUGCAUCGACCGCUGGCUGUCGGAGAACAACACCUGUCCCAUCUGCAGGCAGCCCGUCCUGGCGCCGCGCCGCGACUGAUGCACACACCUGUUUGUCACUUCACCUGUCCAGUGCCAAGGUGCACUGGGAUAGGCUCCAGUAGAUUUAUGCUGCUUUAACAUCUGCUGACUGAAGAAUCCUCCAUCAAGUCUUUUAUUGGGCGCCAAACAAUCAUCCAUGCCACACCCACUUCAAGUCCACUACUUUUUCAGACAUGACUGGAGUGUAAAUACUUGGACAGGACAGCAAACGCUGGUGUGAUGUCUCUGAGGUGAGUCCUCACACACACCUGCCAUCAUCAGGAAGUGAGAGACGUGCAAUACAUGUAUUCAUAUUUGACCACCAUGUUGGAUGCACAGGAACUAUGAAGGACAUGAAUAUGUGUUGUGUUCCAUCCUUUCCAGCCUCUGCUCCUUCACAAUAAAACACUUGGUCUGAUGACGUCACUGUUUUAC
Molecule: messenger RNA, 2853 nt
Organism: Entelurus aequoreus (snake pipefish)
Lineage: Eukaryota; Metazoa; Chordata; Actinopteri; Syngnathiformes; Syngnathidae
Gene: rnf6
Product: ring finger protein (C3H2C3 type) 6
Exons: 4
Coding region: 503-2437 (644 amino acids)
Biological process (GO): positive regulation of DNA-templated transcription; protein ubiquitination; ubiquitin-dependent protein catabolic process
Cellular component (GO): nucleoplasm; cytoplasm
Molecular function (GO): ubiquitin protein ligase activity
Source: RefSeq, a predicted model, not a curated record